AUCAACAGUAAUGCCACCUCGAUCUCGUCGGUGGAUGAGGAAGUUCCUAGGCCGCGAUUCACAAGUCUAGACAGCACUACGAGCACACUAGCUGUCCCGCAAGUAGUCGUCCAAUCCGAGGGUGCGAAGACUGCGGAGAGGAAGCCGUCCAUAUCAUCAUUGAAUCCGUCGACGAGCCGCUUCAUGCUCAAGCUGCCUCUUCUCGGAAGACCGAAGAUUCCGCUGGAGCAGGCCGUUGCGACAGCUCAGUCCGAGGACAUUCGGGACCCAGCAGAUCACCCAACUACGGUAGACGACCAUGCAGGCGUGGCCAGCGAGGCACCUGCUGAAUCGUCGACCGCUGUUGACAGCCAGGAAACCCUCACGCAGCCACCUCCCAUUGGGCAAACCGACACAGCACAAGCGUCUUCAGCUCAGAGCGCAGAUGCGACGGGAGCGUCUAACGGCGGCCAGAACACCCACAGCCCACGCGCUGCCUCAUGGUGGGACUAUGUUGGGUGGGGUGGUGCUAAUUCGGAAGAUCACGUCAAGACGUCCGAGGACAGCAAGGAGACCGUGGACUCGCAAGAUAGCGUGCAAACCGAGAGCGGACCGUCCGCCGCUGUAGACUCUUCCGCAGUACGGCUCCCCGACGCAUCCACCACCGUAGAAGUUUCCGCAGCACCUCCGGCGGACGCCUCCGCGGCCAUAUCCGAGAACGCCACUCCACCGACGCGUACCGACACGGCGGCAGCGCCACAGGCCGGUCAGACGGCUGCAAAGCCGUCGUCUGUGUUUUCUUCAGACACUGUCAAGAGUCACGGGUCGACGUGGUACUCGCCAUGGGCAUGGUACGGUACCUCACCGACAACGGCUUUGAGCCCUCAAGGCGAGCCUGGCAACGUCGCAGACCAACCUUCUGCCGACUCAGAAGAAAGUCCCAAGACGGAGUCUGAGUUGGUCAAGGAGGAGGCCCUCGCGAGGGAACAGCGCGAAGCGGAGGCAGCGUCGUCUGCUGAGUCAACCAAGCCUUCUCCGCCCGAGUCAUCCGCGGGCGAAGCGACUCCUAAGGGCGUACUGGCCGCACCCAAUUCUCUCAACCCUGUAGAGUCGUCCAUCGCCAACAACAGAUCAGGUUGGAUGUCCUUUCUCAUGUCGAAGACGUUGACCGUGAAGUCGGUGACGAACGAGAGUCACGACGAGCAGGCUGACGGGAUGGAGGUGAUGGAGAUUGAUGACGCGCCGCAAACGUCCGCAGCGAUACCCAUACCGACGGCUAACGAUGUGCAGAGCGCGGGUGCCGCCUCCUCUAUGAAGUCCUCGCUCGGCGUUUCUUCACCGAUACCCUCGCCCACGCCGAAGUCCCCUUUGGGCAAGUCGCCUACCGGACCCCCUCCAAAGGAGCGCGAGCCGAGGAAGCCCGAUCCCGCCGCGCCGCUCACCGAGAACGAGUCCAUCAAGAGGGACACGACGAAGGGCGCCGCUCGGGCACCCUCCCCGACCCCAUCCAAGGCCUCUGGGACGACCUCUCCGAACGGUGCGGCGCCUCCGCCUCCCAACUUCGUCCUACCCACCUGGGAGGACACGUUCCACUCCCCGCCGCGUUCCUACGUACCGCCGCGGAGCCAGGGCGCGAAGUCCAAACUGACGGGCGCCCUGUCCUUCGUCGCGGGGGCGCUCUUUUCCAAGGACGACAGCGCACCGGGGAAGAGUAGGGGGAAGGGCAAGGGCAAGGAGCGUGAGCCCCCUGCGCCAGCGCCCGAGUUCGUGCGGUUCGGGCGGGAACUACCGAAAGCAUUCGACAUCCUCGGGGAGCAGCUCAAUCCGUACAUGCUCAAUGGUGGAUGCAGGGUCGUCGUGAUUGGGGUUGCUGGUUGGUCCCCAGGUGCGGUUACGCGGACGCUCGCGGGCGGGCUGCCUUCCUCGAGCAGCAAGUUCGUGGACAUGACCGCGCAGGCGCUUGAACGGUUCGCAGAGGAGAACAGCUUCAAGUUCAAGAAGAUCACGCGGAUGCCUCUCGAGGGCGACGGCACCAUCCGUAAGAAGGUUCUAAGAGUGUACAAGCACCUCAUCAACAAUGAGGAGUGGAUGGAAGACCUGCACGCGGCCGACGUGAUAUUCGUGGCGAGCCACUCGCAGGGCGCCAUUAUCUCCACCCAUCUCAUCGACCGCUUGAUCGAAGAUGGGCACAUUCUGACCUCGCGCAGCGUGGACGUCCUUGCGAAAUCUGUAGCCUCAAUAGCAGCGGGCGGUGCGGCCGCCGUGCCAGCCACCCAGGCACAGAAGGUAUGCCUGCUCGCGCUGUGCGGCAUCCACCUCGGGCCUCUGCGGUACCUCAAGACAAGCUCGCUACUGCAGCCGUACAUUCAGUACGUGGAGAACCCGGCCGCCCGUGAACUUUUUGAGUUCCAGGAUACGGAGUCGAAGCUGUCGAAGAACUACGUCGGCGCGCUCAGAAACAUCAUGGAUCACGGCGCUAAGGUCGUUUACGUCGCGUCCCUAAACGAUCAAGUGGUCCCGAUAUAUUCAGGACUGUUCACAGCUGCGUCGCAUCCCAGGAUCCUGCGCGCCUUGUACAUCGAUAAUGAUGCAUACCAUUCGUCUGAUUUUCUCUCCAACCUACUGAUUCUUCUCAUCCGCAUUCUGAACGCGGGGCUCUCUGAUCGCGGGCUGCUUGCUCAUCUGUCCGAAGCAACCGCGGGCACGCUAAGCGGAGUUGGACAUUCAUCUGCCUAUGAAGAACCAGCGACGUACUCCCUUGCGGUCAAAUACUUUUUCAUGACGAACGACGGCACUAACGCCGAUGCGGAGCUCGUUAUCAACCCUUUCAACGCCGUGGAGGAGCAGAACGACUACGAGAUCCCAUGGUUGCUCCGUGAUAUGAUUGCGGACAACAAGAUCGCGCAUUUCUUCGCGCGCGAGUUCUCCCAACUGCGGGACGCAUUCGACGACUGGCAACCCAAGACGACCAUUCUCCGGGAUGUGAAGAAGAAGCUGCAACCGAUCACGCGGAUGUCGACUAUUCAGCUGGCGCCCGGCCCUUCCUUGAGCAAACUCUGACGACACGACACGCACACGACCGGACAUUAGCCACACACACACGCACGGACGCUUCGCCCACAUGCUUUCUCACCCCGCACGCACGCCAUAUUUGUAUCACAUGUUGUAGAGUACAUACCUUCCGUCAUGUAGACUAUCUGUUAGGGCACAUACUUUCGGUUCCUUCUCACUUUCAUUUCGUCAUUUGGGCGGAGACCCCUACAUCGUAUUGGAUAGAUGUCGCACAUUUAAUCCCACACCAAGCAUGAUACAUGAUAUUCGUCGUAAUCUCAGUACCAC
Molecule: messenger RNA, 3318 nt
Organism: Trametes versicolor FP-101664 SS1
Lineage: Eukaryota; Fungi; Basidiomycota; Agaricomycetes; Polyporales; Polyporaceae
Exons: 11
Coding region: 184-3039 (951 amino acids)
Source: RefSeq, a predicted model, not a curated record